This is a messenger RNA of Histoplasma mississippiense, 2394 nucleotides long. RefSeq lists its product with no specific name. Bases 1 to 2394 code for a protein of 797 amino acids. Lineage: Eukaryota; Fungi; Ascomycota; Eurotiomycetes; Onygenales; Ajellomycetaceae. The record is from RefSeq and is a predicted model, not a curated record. Gene Ontology annotation, biological process: mRNA processing. Gene Ontology annotation, cellular component: nucleus. Gene Ontology annotation, molecular function: RNA binding. The transcript is spliced from 5 exons.
AUGCAAUUUACGGAGGAACAGGCGGCGGAGGUUAAGGCAUGGGUUGUCAAGAGGUUGGAGGAUAUAUCUGAUGCGGACUCGGACGUAUUGGCGGAUUAUGUACUGGCCUUGAUCCGGUCCGAUGCCCCCGAUGAAGAUAUCCGGAAAGCUUCUGUGGAAAAUUUGGAGGAUUUUUUGAAAGAGAAUACCAUCGCCUUCGUCGACGAGAUCUUUACCAAAUUCAACCCUAAGCCUCAGCUUGUUCAAGCCCAAGUUCAACCAACUCCCCACCAACAACCUCCGGAAUCCGCCGUCGUUAUGGCAGUCGCUCCACCACAGGAACAAACCAUCCCCUCCGAUACGAUAUCCAGGGCCCCAUUUGGCCACGGACAAACCAAUGUAAGACCCAACCCGCCAGCCACAGGCAGCUUUGAAAGCACCGGCAGAUCGAGCUUCUCCAGAAAACGUGCCUUCAACGAAGGACCACAGGCUGGCGACGACCAUGAUCUACAUUAUAACCGCGCGGAUCGGCCGUUUAAAUCCAUGCGAGGUCGCCGUGGUGGGCGCGGGGAUAGUCGCGUGCUUGUAAAUAAUAAUAAUAAUCACAACAACAACAUUAGCAAUGGGCGAAUGGGCCCCGCACAUCUAAACCACCAGCAGCAGCAACAGCAGCAACCGGCCGGCGGCGGGUUCCAAGGAAUGGCUCCUGUUGCUACCUCAGCUGGAUUUUCUCCCUUCAACCCCAGCGAUCCCAUUGCUGCCAUGAUGACGCUACAGGCAGCCAUGGGGUUUCCACAAAUCCCUGGUAUGCCCCCGCUCCCUCAUCUGCCCGCUUCGACGGGCGCGCCGGGCCCCAGCCAGCCGUCGGCGAGCACAUCGCCGGCGCCUGGUAGCAUUCCCCAAAGAUGCGUGGAUUAUGAUACACAAGGGUUUUGUGUGUUGGGGAAAUAUGACCCUACGAAGUCAUAUCUUGUCUUGGAUAGACCGCUUGGUGCUACAAAUGGCCACGGCUUAGCGGGAGCUUCUCGGGCUGGUGAUAAAGGCGGGCGUGGCCGUAGUCGCGGUAGGGGAGAUCGAGGCGGUUUCACGGGCCCCCGACGGAAUCGCGCUGAAUUUUCGCAGGCCGGGCCAAAUGAGGAUAGAUCGAUUACCACGAUUGUCGUCGAGCAGAUCCCAGAGGAUAAGUUUGACGAGGCCAUCGUGCGCGAGUUCUUUUCUGAGUUUGGCAAUAUUGUCGAGGUUACUAUGCAACCAUAUAAACACUUGGCCCUUGUGAAAUACGACAGCUGGGCAGCGGCACGUCGUGCUUGGGCAAGUCCGAAAGUCAUCUUCGACAACCGGUUUGUGAAAGUUUAUUGGUAUAAGCCGGGAUCGAAAUCUGAGACAAAUGGAGCCGGUGAUCAUCACCAUCCCAACAAAUCAGACGAAAAGCCUUUCGAUUCGGAGGAAUUCGAGAAGCAACAAGCCGAAGCGCAAAGACAGCACGAGGAAAAGAUGAAGAAACGAAAGGAGACCGAAGAGGCAAGACUAGCGCUUGAGAAGCAGAAGGAGGAUCUGUUGAAGAGACAACAGGAGGAGAAGGCGAGGUUACUCCAGCGGCUCGGUUCGCAGCGGCCGCAUGAAGCGGAUGGAAUGAAGGGCACCUCGCCUGCGGCAGCUGAUUCGGAUACGAUAAAGGCGUCAUCAUCGUCUUCUCACCCUGACGAAAAUGUUAGCGAGCAGACGAAGAUGUUGCGUGCGCAGCUGGCGGCGCUUGAAGCGGAGGCUAAAAGUCUAGGCCUGGACCCGGCGCUAUCGGAUCCGCAAUACCCUCCCCGGGGCCGUGGCAGGGUUUGGGUUGGGUAUCGAGGCGGGAGAGGUGCCUUCGGAGCCAGGGGUCGUGGCUUUGACCCUGCGUUCCGUGGUGGUGGGACUUACCGAGGCCGGGGCAGUGUGCCGCGAGGUCGGGGCGGUGUGUUGCGGCUUGACAAUCGGCCCAGGUGUGUUGCUGUAUCUGGCGUCGAGUUCAACGCUGAGAAGGAUGAGGCGUUGAGGCAGUUUCUUUUGGGGGUUGGCGAAUAUGAAAGCAUAGAACCAAACCCAGACCAACCCGACUCGCAAAUCGUCUCUUUCAAGGACCGCUACGUCGCUGAGAAGCUCAUGUACGGUCCCACGGAUAUCCCAUCGGUGGGCAAAGUAGAGUUCUCAUGGGUUGCAAAUAAUUCCUCUUCUGCGUCAGGAACCCGUGACAACUCUGUCUCUGCGCCGCCGCUGCUCCAGCAUCAGGGUUAUGCAGCAGAGAAAGGAGACGAGAUUGUCCAUAUUGGUGAUAAUGGGACUAGCCAUGAGACUGAUUCAAUGAUGCUGCGGAAGGAUGCGGGUGGUCAGCAUGAGGUUGAUUAUGAUGUGGCGGAGAUGGAUGAUGCGUGGGCGUGA